CCCAGGGCUGCCGGUGCCAUGGCCAUGCAGCUGCUGCAGGCACUCGGAUCAGUGGCUGCACUGGAAGAGACAAGCUUUUGUUUCUUCUAGCUGGCAAAUGCCACUGGCAGUGAUGAAUCUGCUGUACCUGCUCAUACUGCUGGCUGUGUACAGGCCUGCACAUGGCACUUGGGACACCUGCAGAGGGACCUGCGGGCACCGGCCCAUGGCUUCUGACUACGACUCCAUACCUUCUGACUUCAGCAUUGUGGCUGGAACAGGUGCCCAGCCAGGAGCCUGGCCCUGGAUUGUCAGCAUCCAGGACCCCAGGAAAAUAGGUACUGGCCACACGUGUGGAGGGUCCCUCAUCAGCCCUCAGUGGGUCCUCACAGCAGCCCACUGCUUCCUCCAGGCCAGGAACGUCACCAUGUGGCGUGUGCUCAUCGGGGCCACCCACCUGACCCACCUGGGCCCCGAGGCUCAGGUGCGCCACAUCAAGCAGCUGCUGGUGCACCAGGAGUACACGGCAGCCUCGCAGCAGAACGACAUUGCCCUGCUGCAGCUGGACCAGCCCGUGCAGUGCAGCGACUACGUGCAGCCGGCCUGCGUGCCCAACGCCUCGCUCACCGUGUCAGAGCUGAAGUCCUGCUACAUUGCUGGCUGGGGUUCUGCCAGGGCAAAAGCUCUGGGUGUGAGUGAUGUCCUGCAGGAAGCCAAGGUCCGACUCCUGGAUAUCCGGCACGUUAACAGCAGCCGCCGCUACGCUGGGACCAUCCACACCCACAACCUGUGUGCUGGCUACCCACGGGGGGGCAUGGACACCUGCCAGGGUGACAGUGGAGGGCCUCUGGUGUGCAAAGAUAACAGUGCCAGCUACUUCUGGCUUGUUGGAGUGACCAGCUGGGGAAAAGGCUGUGCCAGAGCAAAACGGACCGGGGUCUACACCUCCACUCAGCACUUCUACAACUGGAUCCUGAUCCAGAUGGGUCUGUGCUCAGCUGUAACAGCCACUCCAGAACCAGAGUCAACCUGCCUCUCAACCCCUCUUGAGCAGCCAGAGCCAGCACCAACAGAGUCAGGCUGCUCUACUCCCACUCCAUGUCCAGAGACAACUGUAACAGCCACUACAACACCAGAGCCAACCUUCAGCUCAACCCCCUCUGAGGAGCCAGAGCCAACAGAGCCAAUAGAGCCAAUAGAGCCAACAGAGCCAAUAGAGCCAAUAGAGCCAGCAGAGCCAAUAGAGCCAAUAGAGCCAAUAGAGCCAAUAGAGCCAAUAGAGCCAGUAGAACCAGUAGAACCAGUAGAACCAGCAGAGCCACUAGAGCCAGCAGAGCCACUAGAGCCAGCACCAACAGAGUCAGGCUGCUCUACAUCCACUCCUCAGGAGCCAGCUGUGACAGACACACCAGAGACCUCAGCCCCUUCUGAGGAGCCAGUGCCAACAAAAACGAACAUCCUGUUCACUCCACAUCCCUACCAGAUACUGGUGCAGUUCUUAACUCGGGUGCACAAGAUGCUGCUGAGUCUCAUGGGAAAAAAGGCAUCAGGAGGAGGGUGAACAGGAUCCCAUGCAGGCUGCAGUGGACCAUGACCAUUUCAUACUGCAGCAGUGCCUGCUGGUGCAAAGGCAGCCUCAGGGUCAAAGGUGUUCUCUGUCCUGCCCAUCUUCCUCCUCUGCAUGCACACAAAUGCUGAAAUUUAUUUAAUUGUGGAAAUAAAGUUGCUUAUUGCCACUGUUAG
Messenger RNA from Oenanthe melanoleuca, 1722 nucleotides. Its product is annotated as acrosin-like. The coding region runs from base 98 to 1540 and encodes 480 amino acids. Gene Ontology annotation, molecular function: serine-type endopeptidase activity. NCBI's taxonomy places the organism in Eukaryota, Metazoa, Chordata, Aves, Passeriformes, Muscicapidae. Gene Ontology annotation, biological process: proteolysis; acrosome reaction. The record is from RefSeq and is a predicted model, not a curated record. The transcript has 5 exons.